Suncus etruscus (white-toothed pygmy shrew) is the source of this 726-nucleotide messenger RNA. RefSeq names its product membrane spanning 4-domains A18 (gene MS4A18). Gene Ontology annotation, biological process: cell surface receptor signaling pathway. Lineage: Eukaryota; Metazoa; Chordata; Mammalia; Eulipotyphla; Soricidae. The record is from RefSeq and is a predicted model, not a curated record. Bases 1 to 726 code for a protein of 241 amino acids. The transcript has 7 exons. Gene Ontology annotation, cellular component: plasma membrane.
AUGACGAUCAAAGAAAAUUUCUACCUGGCCCAUCCUGGGAACCCCAUUAAUCCUAGAAACCAGGGAUACACCUCAAACCAGUUUCAGUGGAAUUGGUCUUACUUUACUACGUUUGAUUCCAAGAAAUUCAUAGAUGAUGAAACCAUAACACUAGGGGCUAUCCAGAUCAUCAUCGGCCUGAUGCACAUCCUCUCAUCAAUGAAUAGAGAGCUGUAUUACUGUGCUGUUCUUGGGUAUUCAGGAUACCUGGUCUGGGGAGGAAUAUCUUUCGUUGUCUCUGGAUCCCUCUCAGUGUGGACUAAAAAAGACCCCAAUCCUUGCGUGGUAAAUGUCAACAUUGGUGCCCACAUGGUCAGCGCCUUCUUCUCGUUGCUGGGGAUCUGCAUUUUAAUCUCGGACAUGAUCGUCACACCAUGUUUUAUGUUCUACUCAGUUACGAUCUUCCCCUUUGCUAUCCUGGAGUUCUGUCUCACGUGUGUGGUCUCAUGUUUCGGGUUCCAGGCUCUCUGCUGGAAUCAUAUUUGGAACACCAAAGCUAGGCCAAGAACAUCUGGUGCCUACCCAGCCACCCCUGUGAACAUCCCAACCAACGUGACCACCAUUCCUGCCAACACUUUCAACCGCCAGGCCCACAUCACCAUCCCCGCUGCCAACGCUCCCUGCCCUAGCAACACUUCCCUUAAUAUACCUAAUGAGCCCAUCUACAGUGAAGUGGCCAACUCAUGA